AUGGCGUAAUAAAGAAUAUUCAUUACUGGAGUGACAGGAUAUUUAGGUUCCCAUCUAGCUAAAGCUAUUUCUACCUAAAUCCCUAACACUUUCAUUAUGGGUACAACUAAAUCAAUAUAGAAUACUUAAAAAAUAUCAGAGUUCAGAUAGGUUUUUCAGCCUAAUUAAGUUGAGUUAAUAGAUGCAGAUAUGUUUAAGAGUAGGGAUUGUUUUAUAAGAAAUAAUGUGCUGGAGAAAAUUGAUAUGGUUGUUCACACAGCUGCACCAUUAAUAUAAACAUCAAGCAAAGGCUAGUAGGAAGAAUAGAUAAAGAUGUACUUAGAAUCAACUUAGAAUCUGAUUGAAUCAGCAAUAAGAAAUAAGGUAAAGAAGUUUGUUUUUAUUGGAGCUGCUAGCUCUGUGAUUGGAUAGCAUCCAGUAAAAGACAAAGGUUUUAUUUACAAUGAUCCAAACGUUUGGGUUGAGCCAAAAACAAUUGUUAAACCUAAUGAAAGAGCUAAAAUACUUUCUGAGAAAAUAUGUUGGAAUGCCAUUAGGAAGUAAGAUCCCUCUAAUUCAAAUCAAACAUAAUUGAUCUCUCUACUUCCUUAUUUCAUGACUGGACCACCCCUUUAUAAAUCAAUUAUAGAUGAAAAUUCUAGCUGCUAGGCGAUUGCAUCAAUUUUAAAUAAUUCUUAGUAUGGGUUUCCAGAAGUGUAAUUGCCUAUAGUGGAUGUAAGAGAUGUCGUUUAAGCUCAUUUAUCUUUGAUAAAAUAUGAUCCUUUAAAAUAAAUGAGUGGCAGAUUUCUAGUAUCUAGUGAAAGCAAAUGGUUCUCAGAGAUUAUUGAGGUUCUUAAAAGUGAUAGGAAAGUUCAUGGAAAGAAAAUUAAGACAAGAAUUCUAGGAAACUUUACUUUGAGUUUUGGAAGGAUAAUCAAUCCUGAAAUCAGCCACUUAAUGCCAUUCGUGGACUAACCUAUUCAUAUAGACGGGUCAGAAUUUUCAAGGGUUUUUAAUAUUAAAUAUCGCUCAGCCGAGUAAUCAAUAAAGGAAAUGGCCAUCGAGAUUGUAAAUAUGUAGAAAUAAAAAUGA
Molecule: messenger RNA, 1071 nt
Organism: Stylonychia lemnae
Lineage: Eukaryota; Ciliophora; Spirotrichea; Sporadotrichida; Oxytrichidae
Source: the annotation of a GenBank genome assembly